This is a messenger RNA of Spinacia oleracea (spinach), 1597 nucleotides long. RefSeq names its product peroxidase 60. The record is from RefSeq and is a predicted model, not a curated record. The transcript has 4 exons. Gene Ontology annotation, molecular function: peroxidase activity; heme binding. Bases 51 to 1034 code for a protein of 327 amino acids. NCBI's taxonomy places the organism in Eukaryota, Viridiplantae, Streptophyta, Magnoliopsida, Caryophyllales, Amaranthaceae. Gene Ontology annotation, biological process: response to oxidative stress; hydrogen peroxide catabolic process.
UCAAGAUAGUACAACAUUACAAGAAAAAAAAAUAAAAAAAAAUACACACAAUGAGGCUCGGAUCACUUUCGUCGAUGCUCCCCCUUGGGUUCGUCCUAAUGACCUUUAUUAGUCAUUGUUAUGGACAUGACCUAAGAGUCGGGUUUUACGAUGGCAAGUGUGGGGGACAGGACAUCGAAAAAUUAAUUUACGGGAUAGUCAAGAAGAAGAUCGCUAAGGAUCCUGAUGUCGUGUCAGAUCUUACUCGUCUAUUGUUCCAUGACUGCUUUGUUAGGGGUUGUGAUGGAUCGAUUUUGCUGAAGGGAAAUCAUACUGAGCAAAAAGCACACAUAAAUAAACAUGUUGCUGGAAUGGACGACAUCGAUGAUAUUAAGAAGGCCGUAGAGAAAGUUUGUCCAGGGGUUGUCUCUUGUACUGAUGUCCUUGUUAUGGCUGCUAGAGAUGCUGGUUUCCUAGCAGGAGGAAAACGGUACGACGUAGAGACGGGAAGACGAGAUGGACGUGUGUCUUCAAGCAAAGAAGCAGAAGCAAGCCUUCCUCCUCCUACAAUUCCCGUAAAUAAAGCCAUUCAAAUGUUUGCUAAAAAUGGACUUAAUGAGCGUGAAUUUGUUGUUCUUUUAGGUGGACAUACUGUUGGAACUGCACACUGCAACUCAUUCAAGAAUCGUUUGUAUAACUUCAACAACACUCAAAAACCAGACCCAACCAUAAAUUCAGCCCUUCUUCCACUGUUAUGUAAAACGUGUCCUCUUCACAGUCAAAGCGAGAAUGAGACGUUCCUAGACCAUAAUCCGACUAGCCAUUUCAAGAUGGAUAAUGACUACUACAAGCAAAUUGUAGCACACAACGGCACUCUAGAGAUUGAUCAAAACUUGGCAAUAAAUCCUUUAACUAGAGGAAUUGUGGAGGAGCUAGCUAAUAGUCCUGAUCAAUUUUUGAACGAAUUUGGACCUGCGAUGGUGAAAAUGGCUAGGAUCGGAGUCCUUACAGGAGACCGUGGGGAGAUUAGAAAAACUUGCGCUUCCGUGAAUUAAGAAUACGAUUACGGGCCUCAAUUCAAUUUAGUUCAUUUUACGUUACCUUUGAUUUGUUUGCAACAACCUCCGUUUUUAUAAUUGUAACAUGCAUGUUUCAUUUGCACGUGUCACAAAAAAGAGAUAGCAUAAGGUAAAUGCUCAAAUUAAUUGAAACUACUUAAACGUAACAUCAAUAAGAGAGAAAGGUUGGUUUAUUGAUGUUUUAAGUUAUACCAAAGUAUUAACUUUCUCGAUUAAUAUUUUCUAAUAGAAAACAUGUUACGAUCACAAAAAUAGUACGGAGGUGGUAAUUGUAAUUUUUUUAUUUUUUUUUUAUUUUUUAUCUUUAAUUAAAAAUGAAUUGACGUUGUAUUUUCCAACUAGCAUUGGACCUUGGAAUAAAGUUUCUUCUUACAGAAGAACCAAGUGUUGUACGGUUGUUUAUGUGAGAUUGCAAGUACAAAGAAAGUUUUUGUUACUGUUUAGGGAUCAAAGUGAUUCUUCACCGAUCUCUAUUAUUUAAUUGUAGUACGUUUAUUAAAAAAAAAAAAAAAAUAAGUUUUUGUUUUCAUCUUGUUGUA